CGGUAAAAAAGUUGAAGCUGUUUAAGAAACACGGACACAAAACCUGAACAUAUGAUUUGCGUAAAACAAAGAGAAAAAAAGAAAAAGGACAGAAAUUACUUGUGAUCUUAUACUUUUACGUCACAACACUUUCUCAGAAUAUACUCCUCUCCACAGCAACACUCUUUCUCUUCAAUGCACGCACAUAGGUAUAUAUUAUAUAUAUAACUUGGAACCCAUUACAACAAUCCAUCGAACAUAUAUAUCUUGGACAUGAAGCUUCUUGGGUUACCUGUACUUUUGUUCUUGAUUCUAUCUUUAUCUUCUGCUUUGGUUCUCAACUUUUCAUCUCAGUUUUUCUUGUUUUCAUUAUUCAACACGCUAGUGUUAUCUAUUAUUAUUCUCGGAAGUAACAGGCCGUCAUCUACUGAUGAAAUCGAUGGAGCGUGGUUUUAUUCACAUCAAGACCAAAACGACGACAUGUUCCAUUAUACUAAUAAUAUUAAAGAUGAAUACAAGAACCAUGGUGACGAUGAUAGUGAUGAUGAUGAUUGUAGAAAAGAAAAUUACUUUUCUGAUGGCUAUGACGAAGAUGAUGAUGAUAGUAGUAGCGAUGGUGAGGUUGGUUGGGACGAUGAUGAUGAGGAGGAGGAGGAAGUUAUUGAUGAAAAUUUGCAGAGAAGAAUUGAGGACUUCAUUGCUAAGGUUAAUAAAGGAUGGAGGGAAGAAUGGUUAAGAGAGAAUCUUGAUAAUCAGUUUUGAUGAUCAUGAGGUUAGCCAAGUGCACUUGUGCCUUGGUGUGAAAAUAUUUCCAUAAUUGCGAGUUUCAUUUUUGUAGGGGAUUCUACAUGGCUUGACUUGGAGGUGAACUAUGUCAGCAGGUGCCAUUUCCAUGGUUCCUUUUAUUUGUUCUGUUUUGGUUUUGGGUUAUGGUUUAAUAUUGAUGCUUCGAAUAUUAGGGACAGCAUCAAAUGAUGUGACUUGCAUGGCCAAUUCAUAGUAAAAUUGAUGUAUAUAUGUUAUUCUUUUAUUU
Jatropha curcas is the source of this 1012-nucleotide messenger RNA. RefSeq lists its product as uncharacterized. The record is from RefSeq and is a predicted model, not a curated record. NCBI's taxonomy places the organism in Eukaryota, Viridiplantae, Streptophyta, Magnoliopsida, Malpighiales, Euphorbiaceae.